Messenger RNA from Procambarus clarkii (red swamp crayfish), 102 nucleotides. The record is from RefSeq and is a predicted model, not a curated record. Lineage: Eukaryota; Metazoa; Arthropoda; Malacostraca; Decapoda; Cambaridae.
UCUCUCACCCACCCUCUCUCUCACCCCUCCUCUCUCACCCCCCCCCCUCUCUCACCCCUCAUCCCACCACCCCCACCCACCACACCCUCACCCACCACCCAC